AUGGUCCUUUCUCUUCUCUACCAGGUUCUCGACGCUUUCGUGGUGGUCAUAUCUUUUACUCUCGAUGUUGUUUUUUCGUUCGUUGACGUUGCCCAGGCUGCAAAAGAUGCAGCUGGUUUGAUGGUCAUGCUCCGACUGUGGAGAGUUACACGAUUAAUCAACGGUGUCAUCAUUUCUGUGCAAAUGGAAGCCGACAAGAAAGUCCAUAAAAUUGAGGUGGUACUGCAUGCGGCUGAGCGUGAAAACGAACAAUUACGCGACAAGCUUAAAUUACUUCAGGAAGAACUGGAAACGUUAAAGAAUAAAAUGAAAAAAACAGACGAUAAAAUCUUGGACAGCGUUUCACAAAGUACGUCACAUUCGGCACUACAAAAUAUAUCACAAAAGACCGAUGAAGAUGUCAUAGCUCAAACGCCCCUUACACCAUCUCCAGCCACAACCACAACGACUUCUACGGUAUCUGCACUGGCAGCCCCAGCAAAAGACCCGAAAAGUUCAUCAACAUCGCAGAGCAGCAAGUCUAUGUUUAUGGUGUUCGAAGAUAAAAAAGACAAAUCCUCAGCUGGAGACGGGCAAGGUACGAACGUGAUUGGUCCGAAACCACCUGUAUUUGUUGUUCCUGUGAACGAAGGAAGCCCCAAACACACAGCCACUAACGCUGGUUAUGAAGCUGAAAACCACCCCCAUCAGAUCCUCCACUUCCCGCAGCCACCGACAAGACGAAGUUCAAAGGACGAUCAUCCUGCUCUUUCUUCUAUCCAGCCGUACAUUUCUCCAAAUUAUCCUGUACCUGAAUCAGCCUCAAAAAAGAAAGUGCUCAUCUCGCCUACUCAGCCAACACUACCAAAACACAUCAUCGGAGAUCAACCAAUCGGAAACGGCUCUCAAAAGCAUUCUGUCGCCAGCCAAUACUCUCCGCCGUCGUCAUCGGUAGACAUGCCCAGAAAACCAAGCAUUUCGUCACCUGCUGACCAGAAGAAAGAAUCGGUUGAUAAGGUUCACGAAAAUUCGCCGUCAGAACAACCAAACAAACACUUGGUGUUGAGUGACCCCCAGCUGACCAUUUCAACGCCAUUACCUCUAACAGGGAGCAAAACCUCGCCAACCAACGGAAACGAGCAAGUUAUCCCCCUUAUACCUCCACCAACAAGUAAACGUUCGUCAGAAGGCCGGAAAAAGUCAAUCCCCAAUAAUUUUUCGUCGGGGCACCAGGCCCUAAAAUCACCGCCUAGACCUGAAAACACAGUAAAGCCCACUUCAGGUGCAUUGUCUCCGGGCAGCAUGGGCACGAAAAAAUUGAUCAGUGGUCAGUCGCUAGAACAUGGGGACCACGCACUGCAGGGGGGACACUCAUCUCCACCGGCAGCGAUCAUCUUACCGCCGGUUAGUUCCGCCACCACGCGCAAAAAAGCAGCCAAUGGCCAAAAUUCUGAAUAUGUACCGUUGAAAUCUCCACGCCAACCUAGCCCACCGAUAUCGGAGAAUGUGUUUUUUGAAAUCGACAAUAAACCUCGGAGUUCCAGUUUCCUCGGAGACGCCAUCUCCCUCUUCUCCUUUCUUUCUUUCUUUUUUUGCUUUCUUUCUUCUUUUUCUUUCUUUUUUCGUCAUCUUUAUUCCUUUGUUCUUCUUCUUUUCUUCAUUACUUCUUUCUUCCUCUUCUUAUUUUUCUUCUUAUUUUUCUUUCUUUCUUUCUUUCUUUCUUUCUUUUCUUUCUUUCUUUCUUCUUCUUCCUCCUCCUCCUCCUCUUAUUCUUCUUUUUCUUCUUCUUCUCAAUCAAUUUUGGGGGUUUAA
Acanthosepion pharaonis is the source of this 1791-nucleotide messenger RNA. The record is from the annotation of a GenBank genome assembly. NCBI's taxonomy places the organism in Eukaryota, Metazoa, Mollusca, Cephalopoda, Sepiida, Sepiidae.